AAACCAAUUGGACGCGGUGGGCACAUCAACGGGGACCGAGUAUGCUCGUCUUCUCUCUACUUCGUUUGUAUUAUUUGGCCACUCACAGACCACUGAACAUGCAAGCCCAUCCCCUACGUCUCCAUCACUAUUGUUGACACCGCAGAAUAGUACACAAAUUUGGCAGGCUAUCUCUGAAGAGCAUUAUUGGAUCCAUAACUAUAUGUUUCUUGUUCAUGUGUCCAUGCCGGCAACUGCCUUCACUCUUACACACACAAACAUUUUAUGGCUGCGGGCACGGCAUGCAAAGUUUUCUGUCUGUUUCUACUUUGAAUAUUCUCUUUGCUCAUUAUAUGCUCAUCUUUGAGUUAAAAGACUUGUGUAUGAAGCUAUGCUCAUCAGGAUCUUAAUCUCUGUUCUCCUUGUGAGUCUACUGGCUGUAGUAGUUCCUUCGACCAGUGAUGGAAGUUUUCUGUACCAUGGAUUCCAUGGUUCAGGGCUUCGCCUCGACGGUAACUCUGUGAUCGAACAAAAUGGCAUCUUGAGGCUCACAAAUCUGACGAAGGAGGCAAUUGGGCAUGCGUUUUUCCCUAUUCCGUUCAGUUUUAUCAAUUCCUCGAGCGGUAAUCCUCUAUCUUUCUCCACGUCCUUUGUGUUUGCUAUUGUGCCGCAGUACCAAGAUGUUAGUGCUCAUGGUCUAGCUUUCGUGAUCUCUCCUUCGAAGGAGAUCGUUGGAGCUGGCCCUAGCCAGUAUCUAGGCCUGUUCAAUCUGACGAGCAAUGGCAAUUCGUCCAACCACAUUGUUGCAGUUGAGCUUGACACUGUACAAACCUUUGAUUACAAUGACAUCAACGAUAACCAUGUCGGUAUUGAUAUCAACAGUCUGCAUUCGAUUGACUCUGCUCCUGUAUCUUUUGUCUCCGAUUCUGAUGGCGGGUUGAGGAAUCUAAGCCUAAUAAGUGGUGAGCCUAUGAAGCUGUGGGUAGAUUAUGACGGUGAAGCGAUGAGACUCGAUGUGACUUUAUCACCUAUAGAUGUUAGUAAGCCUCGUUCUCCUCUCUUGUCAUCUACAGCUAAUCUUUCUUCGGUCUUGCUCGAUAAAAUGUACGUGGGUUUCUCUGCCUCCACCGGUGCAGCUGCUGGAAGCCACUACGUUUUAGGAUGGAGUUUCAGCUUGAACGGAAAAGCUCAAGAGCUUGAUGUCUCAAAGCUUCCAUCUUUGCCUAAUACUGAUGAAGUGAUUGAAAAAGAGCCUCGUAUUUUGACUACUGUAUUGCCCAUUGCCGCUUCAGUGGUGUUGGCAGUGAUUAUUGUAUACAUCCUGAUUGUGUUAUUUAAGAAGAAGAAAUUUUCAGAGCAGCAAGAAGAUUGGGAGGUUGAGUAUGGACCUCAUCGAUUCUGCUACAAAGAUCUACACAAAGCCACCAAAGGCUUCAGAGAUGAGAAUCUCCUCGGAGCUGGAGGUUUCGGUGGUGUCUUCAAAGGGGUUCUACCAAAAUCCAACGUUGAAGUUGCAGUGAAGAGGAUAUCUGAGGGAUCGAGGCAAGGCAUGAAAGAAUUUGUAGCAGAAAUCGCGAGCAUGGGCCGUGUCAGACAUCGAAACUUAGUCCAACUGCUCGGUUACGGCAGGCAUCACAGCGAGCUGCUAUUAGUCUACGACUUCAUGCCCAAUGGAAGCCUCGACAAAUACCUCUUUAAUCGUCCAGAGGUAAUGCUCAACUGGAACCAGCGGUUCACGAUAAUCAAAGGCAUCGCCGCAGGACUACGCUACCUGCACGAAGAAUGGGAGCAAGUGAUCCUUCACAGAGACAUCAAAGCGAGCAAUGUGCUUCUUGACCGAGAAUUCAAUGGGAAAUUGGGGGAUUUUGGGCUCGCCAGGCUCCACAACCACGGGUCAAAUCCUGAAACAACGCACAUAGUUGGUACACUGGGGUAUCUUGCGCCUGAACUCGCAAGAACUGGGAAAGCAACGACAAACUCUGAUGUGUAUGCUUUCGGUGCAUUUUUACUGGAAGUUGCAUGUGGAAGGAGACCAGUUGAGCUUAAAACGUCAGGGCUUGAGUUGAUUCUCGUUGAUUGGGUUCUCGAUCUCUUGAAGAAAAGGUCGAUCAUCGAGGCUAGAGAUCGAAGAUUGGGCGAUGAGUUUGUAACCGAAGAGGUUGAGCUUGUGUUGAAGCUUGGGCUUGUUUGUUCACAUCCAAUGCCGACGGCUAGGCCGGGUAUGAGGCAAAUUGUGCAGUUUUUGGAGCGGGAAGCGGAGUUACCGGAGUUGUCGGAAGAUGACUUUCAGUUGUUUGAUUCAAUUGCAAGGAAAAUCAAUGCAAGUGAUGAGUGUACAGGUUCAUCGAUGUGCAGCCUUUCUGUAUCGGAUACUAUUUUCUCUGGGGAAGGGAGAUGAUUGUGUGGGAGUAAGUAGAUUUUUUUUUUUUUUUUUGAGGUAGUCGUUUUUAUUUCUGUAGAUAGAUGUUUUUUUAACUUCAUUUUUAGUGGCAUUUAUUUAUAUUAAAAUUGUAGUGGAUGUGUUUGGAUGUUAUUGUUGGCAAAGUGUUGUGUUUUCAAUAUUGUGGUAGAUUCUUGAUUAUGGUCGUUGAAGUGACAAUAUCUUGUUUA
Asparagus officinalis (garden asparagus) is the source of this 2589-nucleotide messenger RNA. Its product is annotated as L-type lectin-domain containing receptor kinase IV.1-like. The record is from RefSeq and is a predicted model, not a curated record. The transcript has a single exon. Gene Ontology annotation, molecular function: ATP binding; protein kinase activity; carbohydrate binding. Gene Ontology annotation, cellular component: plasma membrane. Bases 371 to 2377 code for a protein of 668 amino acids. NCBI's taxonomy places the organism in Eukaryota, Viridiplantae, Streptophyta, Magnoliopsida, Asparagales, Asparagaceae. Gene Ontology annotation, biological process: protein phosphorylation.